UUUAGAUGAAAUCCAUAGCCAAAUAAGGUUGUCUGGUAUCUGUGGUUUUGCAUGCUCCAAAUAGUUCCAAUAAAGUAAAAGAUAUUUCGCAACUGAGAUCGCCUUACAGCCAUUCAAAAAUCUACAGCUGAAACAAGAAUCUCUCUUCAGAAAUUCAACAAUGGCGUGUGGUUUCAUGAAUCACCACCAUUGCCAUUACCUCUUCUCUGUUCAGGCGAAUUACUGCUUCACCUCCAACAAUUGUUCCCUAAAUUCCAGCGUUUCGCCCUCCAAGUGUUUGAUGAAAUACCCCAAUGGAUAUAAUAAUCCAACUCGAUUCCGAACAACACCGAAAGCAUCAGCUGAUGAAAACCCCAGCACCGCAGGCAAGAAAACCAAGUCUCGGGUUUCAAGUGAUAGGGAGCUUAAUCCCCUCUCCGUUCUGCAUCGUCUGAGAGAGGAAUUUAAACCGGGUGGACUUGGGAUGGACAUUCUUUCGAUUGCACUGCCAGCAGCUCUGGCUCUGGCCGCUGACCCGAUUACUUCACUUAUCGAUACGGGAUUCGUUGGUCAUUUAGGAUCUGCUGAGCUGGCAGCAGUUGGUGUAUCUGGUGCUGUUUUCAACCUUGUUUCUAAAUUAUUUAAUGUACCUCUGCUCAAUAUUACUACAUCCUUUGUUGCGGAAGAGCAGUCAUUGGCUGUAAAGCAAACUGCCAAAGAUCAGAAGAGCAAGAUAUUCCUUCCUUCAGUAUCAAAUGCUAUAGUGCUGGCUUUAGUCCUUGGCAUUUUAGAAGCUGUUGCACUUUCCACAGGCUCCAGUUUUUUAAUGAAUACGAUGGGUAUACCUGUUGAUUCACCGAUGCGCAUGCCAGCUGAACAAUUUCUUACGCUGAGGGCCUUUGGUGCUCCACCAAUUGUGGUAGCACUCGCUGCUCAAGGAACUUUUCGUGGAUUUAAGGAUACAAAGACACCCUUAUAUGCCGUCGGAGCUGGCAACUUAGUUAAUGCAAUACUGGACCCAAUAUUGAUAUUUUCCUUUGGUCUUGGCAUUGGUGGUGCUGCCAUUGCUACUGUGAUUUCUGAGUACUUAACUGCUAUAAUUCUUGUAUGGAAGUUGAACGAUGAAGUACUGCUUAUUGCUCCAAGUAUCGGCGGCAAGAGGGUUGUCCAGUAUCUUAAAUCCGGUGCCCUUUUAACUGGGAGAACUAUAGCAGUUAUUACAACCACAACACUAGCUACAUCUAUGGCAGCAAAAGGGGGCCCCACACAAAUGGCUGGUUACCAGAUAUGUUUCGAAAUCUGGUUGGCUUUGUCUUUGCUAAAUGAUGCUUUAGCCCUUGCUGGUCAGACUCUCCUUGCUAGUGACUACUCUCAAGGGAACUAUGAUCUGGCGCGCCAGGUGACUUACAAAGUGCUACAGGUUGGUUUAAUAAUGGGAGUAGCUUUGGCUGUAAUUUUGUUCCUUGGAUUUGGUGCAUUGUCCAGCUUAUUUAGCACAGACUCCGAAGUUCUGGAAAUCGCCAGAUCUGGAACCUUGUUCGUUGCCGGAUCUCAGCCAAUGAAUGCUAUUGCGUUCGUUCUUGAUGGGCUAUAUUAUGGUGUUUCAGACUUCGGAUUUGCUGCAUAUUCCAUGGUACUCGUUGGAUUUAUCUCGUCUGCCUUCAUAGUGUUAACUGCCCCUACGUUUGGUGUUGCUGGUGUAUGGGGUGGCCUGUUUCUCUUUAUGACAUUGCGAGUGUUGGCUGGAUUCUUGAGGCUAAGCAGCAGAAGUGGACCAUGGAAAUUGCUCAAUCCCGAUCCCGAAGAGGAAAAUUCUUAAGCUCUACAGAAUUAUUCAGAAAUCCGGCUGCAUUCGCAUGAUCUCUAUCAAUACCGAGUUUAUGCAGAAGAAUCUACAGUCAGUUGUUGAGCCAGGGGUCGACUAUUGAACAUAUAUAUAUUCACGAGAACUUUUUUUGUGCGAAAACUGAAGCUGCAUUUUGAUGGCAAAUCAAUUCAGAUAUAAUCAUGGAAACGAAGAUAAGGUCAGGUGGUUCGUUCAUCGAGGCAGGAUAUAUCUCUAUUACCGGCUUCACAAUCACUGCCAUUCAUCGUUGAUCUCAACUGUAGUAUAGUAAAUACAACAGACAAUUGUCUUGCAGAUUUAUAUACUGUAAUGCAGAAAUUAUUUAAAAAGGGAAAUAACAACGGCAUACCAAAAACUGCA
Messenger RNA from Erythranthe guttata (spotted monkey flower), 2185 nucleotides. RefSeq names its product MATE efflux family protein. The record is from RefSeq and is a predicted model, not a curated record. NCBI's taxonomy places the organism in Eukaryota, Viridiplantae, Streptophyta, Magnoliopsida, Lamiales, Phrymaceae. Gene Ontology annotation, molecular function: antiporter activity; xenobiotic transmembrane transporter activity. Gene Ontology annotation, biological process: transmembrane transport. Gene Ontology annotation, cellular component: membrane.